Oldenlandia corymbosa var. corymbosa is the source of this 1991-nucleotide messenger RNA. Lineage: Eukaryota; Viridiplantae; Streptophyta; Magnoliopsida; Gentianales; Rubiaceae. The record is from the annotation of a GenBank genome assembly.
CCGAUGUGUUGGAUAAUAGAAAUUUAACACAGAUGUAAAAAUAUCACCACAAUUUAUCAGUUCAUGGAUCAGACAAAACCUCCCACCAUCAACCACAACCGCAUCGGCCGCGAGGUAGGCGGAGGGGAGUUUACGGACCCUUCCGCUGUCGACCACCACCACAUCGGCGGCGGGGGAGGCGGAGCGGAUUCCACCGUCACUCCCAGUUAUGAAUUCCAGCCGAUUCCUCCCGUCGGAUCCUCUGCUAACAUCACAAGAGCAGAUUCAGUAGAUACCAAAAACAUUAACGCUGGUGGAAUCAAGGGAAAAUCUUUAGUGCUCAAAAUUUGUACUGCUAGUCCGGGGUCAAUGAUUGAGAGACUCAAGCGUUGUAGUAUUGGGAAGGAGGGGCAGCGUAAACUGAGAAAACUUGUGGGACAUAUCAAAAUUCGUGAGGGCUUUUUUCCUGACUGGUUACUCUCAGAAAUUCUCUCAUGGCUUCCUAUCAAGUUGGUCAUCAGGUGUAAAUGUGUAUCCAAACAUUGGCAUUCUUUCAUAUCUAAUCCUUCUUUUCCCCGUUUUUACAUGUCGCGAUCCUGCUUUCCUUUGUCUUCGCCAGCGCCUCGUGGCUGUCCCGCUUGGGCUCUUGUUCCUUGUUAUAUGCGUGUGGAAGGUUCUAAUUUUCUUACAUAUCCUCAUUAUGAAAGACUAGAGGAUGUACAUUCUGGUAAAGUGUCAUUACCUGGUUGUUAUGUACUUCCUCUGCCGAUGUCACAGGAAGCAAACGCAAGGAAGGAUCGUAUGUUUUAUCUUGUCAAAGCAGUUAGCAAUGGGUUUGUUUUGUAUGGUUUGUCGCAUCCUGCGCACCCCAUGUCUGAAGUGGAACAUUAUAUAUGUAACCCGAUAACCAAGCAGUGGUUUGCCCUUCCUCCCGCACCCAAGUAUUUGUCAAAAGAAGUAAGCGUUGGGUUUAUUGCACAAGUUGAAGAAGAAUGCAUUUUAACUAGUUACAAGGUCGUAUUACUUCAUUGUCCACCAAGGGGGCGAAUUCAUUUAGAGUUGGAGGUUUUUUCUUCUGAAACUGGUGAAUGGAUCGAGUAUAGCUUGAAGUCUGAUCACCCUGUUCGUGUCUUCGGUCUAAAGAGAGCUGUUUACUUGAAUAACAAUCUGCAUUGGGAAAAUGGCAGGCGUGGAAUUAUAGCAUAUGAUCCUUAUAACACUCCUGAAAAGUUCCGAAUCAUUUCAGUCCCGGACGGCUUUAAGAGUCCUAAGUCAAAGGGAAAAGUAAGCUUGUGUGAUGUCCAACAAGGACGCCUUGUGCUUUGUGAAAUGGAGGGUGUGUAUGAAUGGGAAGGCUUUUCAGAUUUGAAGGUAUGGGUACUUGAGGACUACAGCAUGAACCGAUGGUAUCUGAAGCAUAGAAUCAACAAGGAAAAUGUAAUAGUGGAUGAUAAAUUAUUAUUGGUGGAGGAGAUGUUUCAAGUUCUGCCAGCAGCUUUCCAUCCAUACGAUGCUGAUGUUAUUUAUUUGGCUCUGAAUGACUAUGACAUCGUGUCUUACAACAUGAGAACUCGAAGGAUGGAAGCAUUUAGUGUUCAGUUGAAACCUGAAAAGAGGAAGGGUGGAAAUGAAAUGCAUAUAUGGCCACCAUGCUUUCUGAUUGAGCUAAAAUUAUGGCCGGUUUGCAUUCCGCGUAGCUUAUUAUCAUCUCUUUGUACGUACAAGGGGAGUUAAUUCUAUUCUCACUUACUGUAAUUUGUGUAAGCAAUGAUUUUCACGCGUUUGAGUUUUGAAAUUAAGUUAGAUUCUUUAUAUCUGAUUUCAUAGGACUGUAAUCUUAUAUAUAAGUGAUUCUUUAUAUCUGAUUUCAUAGGACUGUAAUCUUAUAUUUAAGUGAGAGCAGUUUGCCCUGUACAGGGCAUUUUGAUUGUUUUAAUUGCAUGUACGAUAUGUUUGUUGGAUUUGUAGGACUCCAUUUCACUAAUGACAUUUUGGAAAGUACUGAAUUUGAA